CCCUCGCCGAGCGCGUUACAAAGGCAGGCGGACUGCCGACGCGAGUGGCAGGAUAGAGCGGCUAACAAAAAAAAGGGCAAGCGGCUAAAAAAAGGACGAAACAACCCAGGAUUUACGGAGCGAGUGCGAGACCACCUAAUGCUCAUUGAAAUUUACGAUUAUGCUGCGAAAUUAUUAAACAAUAUGACCGCCAGAGGAGUCAGGAAUUCAGUGGGAAAAGCAGGGAAAGCCGAAGCAGCCGAAGCAGCCGAGAGCCGUACUAAGGAAUCAACAGGGAAAUUGGGCAGCCUGCUUGGCCGCACACUGGCCAAAGUGGCCCGCUCCAAUCCCGCCCAGCACGUGACCAAUCUGCCCGUUUCCGCACUCCUGCUCCAGGCCCUCGACGUGGCGGACGUGGCCCGCGGACAGGGAAUCGAUUAUCCCAUCACUAGCACCACCAGCAUCAGCACCACCUUCAACACCACCAACACCACCACCACGGGCAGUGACCCAACGGAUGUGCUUGGCGGUCAGCCGCCGGCGUUCUCAUUUCCCGCCAACGUCACUGGAGCAUCGGGAAGUGCGGGGGAUGCGGACGCAUACCUGCCCACGGGCAAUCUCAGCGGUUUCAUCGAAUCCUCAACGACGGCGGUGAUGAGCACACUGCCCAUUCCGCUGCCAAUCCCCAGCAGCACCAUGGCCACGCUCCAGGCCCAAACGGUGGCCACCUUCAUCGCCGCCACCGGCAGCAAGAAUCGCCCAACGACCAUCGUUGUCUACCCAACGGUUUCACCCGAGUCGAUUGUCAUCCCGAUCGUCUCCUGUAUCUUCGGCUUCCCCAUCCUGGCGCUCCUGGUGAUCUGUUGCCUGCGAAGGAGGGCCAAGUUGGCCAGGGAGAGGGACAGGAGGCGGAACUACGAUAUGCAGGACCAUGCCGUCAGCCUGGUCAGAUUUAGUCCAAUACAUAGGCUUAAUUACCGAUCGUCGCGAGCUAUCAGUCUACGUCCUGAACGAAGCCUAAGCCAGGGCUUCACCUCUCUGGAGCUGGACACUGUGCUGGAGGAGCGCUGCAGCGACGUGGAGCAAACGCAGACGGAGAUGUUCAACGCGGAGUCGCCGAUGGACACCACCUCCUACAAGAUGUCCUUCUCCUCGAGCUAACAGUUAGCCAAACAGCAGCAACUGGAGCAGGCAUCGCCCCAGGCCGAGAUCCGAGAUCCCCAAGCAGAGCGCCAGGAGCCGGAUCUUAAGGUUCCGCCGGCCAGGUCGCCGUCACAGCUGGCUCCACCGCCACAGCUGCGCAAGACGGCCAGUGUGCGCGACGAUCCUGCUGGUCUGGCCAAGCGGCGAAGCCGCCUCCAGGAGAUCCGGGCUGCCAGCAGCAGUGCAGGUGGUGGUGGUGGCGGCGAGGCAGCUGCCGCCUUCACCAAGCGGGAAUCGAAGCGGGAUCGUCGACGUGGAGGCGGAGCAGUAGCAGCAGCAGCAGCAGGAAGUGGUAGCAGCGGCAGUGGAUCCCAGUCGCCCACCAUGCGCAAGUCGCAUUCACUGGACGCCGCCGAGAGCUACUCGUUGGCCAGCAUCCAGGCUCCGCUCUGGGUGACCCUCACCAAUGCCCGCACCAUCGAUGAGCUGGCCCAGCAGAAGAUGUGAGCUCCAGUUGCAUCUGCAUCUCCAUCAGAUUUCUUCAGUUAGCAAACCUCCGACAGUGUCUACAGAGCCCCGCCCACUUAGAAAUCGUGUAAAUGUUUAGAUGAAUUUCAAAUUAGUCACAUUACCGACACAAACGAGCUACUUGCAUCAAUAACUAAAGCUAAACCAAUUUAAUGAAGUUAAAGACCAAACAGAAAUAGUAAAACAAAGCUAAUAAUAAAGUGUAAAAAAUUUAAAUUCACCUAAAA
This is a messenger RNA of Drosophila simulans, 1877 nucleotides long. RefSeq lists its product as uncharacterized. The transcript is spliced from 4 exons. Lineage: Eukaryota; Metazoa; Arthropoda; Insecta; Diptera; Drosophilidae. The record is from RefSeq and is a predicted model, not a curated record.